AAUGUCUAACUGGAAGAAAAAUAUUAAUCGUCGCUCUAUUCGAUUUUAUAAACUUUGAAAUCUGGACAUUAAGAGCCAAAAUAGAAAUAAUACUGCGAUGCAGGGUCUGAUGAAAAAUAUGACUAGAUGCCAGUUCCUUAUAAUCAAAUCACGAACACGUCUUUCAGAAAUUUAUUUUUGUUUUGAUAGAGAUAAAAAUCACAUUGUCUUUCUCACAAAUUAUCAUCGAUCUUAAUAUUCUAUACUGUGACCGGAAAGCGCGAUACUGUGACACGUUCCAUACGGUGAUGUUGUGAUUUAUGAUACUUAUCGUCUUAAUAGAUUGUUGAAACUCACAUUGAAACAAGAAGAAGAGACAGAUGUAAAUGACUUUUAACUCGACAAAACACACAAGAAACAAAGGCAAUGGAGAAGGCAAUUGUUCGGUUCUCGUAUCCGGCUGAAUAUGAGGAUGAACUUACUCUGCUUGAAGGGGAGACUAUAAAUAUUGUAGAUAAAUGUUUAGAUAAUGGAUGGUGGAAGGGGGAAUUGAAUGGUCGAACAGGUGUCUUUCCAAAUAAUUUUGUAGAAAUCAUCAAAGAAGAAGCGGAUAUGGAUUAUCAUCAGGAAGAUCAUUUAGACCAACUAGCAAGAAUGGAAUUUGGGACAAAGAAGAAGCAUUUCGAACGUAUAUUUCGGACCAAACAGCCAUUACCAACACAACCCAUGACAACGAAAUGUGAACAAACAAAUUCAGAUGAAUCGGUUUCAAAGGCAUAUGAUUCCAAAAACCAGACAGCAGAAACCAUCAGGCCGUUAAAACCACCGAAAGCACCGAAACCGCCGAUACCGCCGAAACCACUUACUAGGAAUCACACACUAAGGACAUCGAGGUGCUAUUCGUCUCUAAAAUCGCCAAAGAAACCCGAGAAAGGAACGACAACAACCAAUGAAUCGAGAUUCCAUGUACUGGAAAACAAUUUUGAACGGGAAUUAUGCGAACAAGUGACAGAGAUAUCGUCUAGAAAGGGCCGCAAAUGGUCUCCAGAUAAUCUUGAGGUAUUUAAACACCCUUUGCCUUUGAUCAGUACCGAAAGUGUACAAAGUGAAGACGGCAAAGAAGAAAAAAUAAUUUUAAAAAGCGAAAAUGAAGUAUUUGAACAAAUAAAACAGAUUGAUUUGCCAUUGGUUGUUGUAGCCGUGGUAGGUCUAUACAGAAGUGGCAAAUCUUAUUUGAUGAAUCGUUUAGCAAAGUCUACUAAAGGUGGUUUUGAAUUGGGCAAUACAAUUCAAUCGAAAACUAAAGGUAUUUGGGUAUGGUGUAAAAUGCAUCCGACACAAAAGAACACAGUUUUGGUGCUUCUUGAUACCGAGGGUCUUGGCGAUGUCGAUAAGGAUGAUCAAAAUCAUGACAACACUAUUUUUACUUUGGCGACUCUCCUUUGCAACUGCCUUGUUUAUAACAUACAGACAGCUUUCAAUGGCGAUGCUCUUUCUAAACUUACAUUUGUAACAGAAAUGGCGAGUUAUAUUCGGUACCGAGGGAUUUCCUCGGAAGAUAACGAAAUGUUAAAUUUGAUAUUGCCAAUAUUCGUUCUUCGUAUCCGAGAUUGCAGUCUAGAGUUGGUAAAAGAUGGAAAGCCGAUGUCAACAAACGAAUAUCUCGAGGAUUGUUUAGCUGAUAAGAAAAAGAGAGCUGCAAAAUUCAACAAACAACGGAAAUGCAUCAGAAAAUACUUUCCAACACGGGCAUGUUUUGCAUUUCCACCGCCAGGUGAUGAUUCUGCCAUUCGUAACCUUCAACACUUGAGCUUUGAUGCUUUAUGUGACAAAUUCAAAAAGGCGACAGAGAUCUUUGUAUCGUAUAUCUAUACUAUCCCACCAAAAGAUAUGUCAGGAAGUACACCAAUCAAUGGAGAAAUGUUCGUUACAUUGGCAGACCGAUAUGUAAAUGCAUUUAAACAAGGCAUUGCCGCAGAUGUUGAUGGUGCAUUUACUGCUGCAGCAAAAAUAAAAAAUACCAGAAUAAAAGAAGAGGCUUUAAAAAUAUUUUCAAGUCAAAUGCUUAAGGUAGUUCUACCAGUAUCAGGAAACGUUUUCAGACGCCUAUACACAAAAGCACAACAGGCGGCGCUGGAGUAUCUUCGGCAGAACACUGUAACAGUUCCUGAUUUACAAGCUGAUUGUGAAUAUCAAACUCAGAGGGAAAUGGAUGAGCUCUGGAAUACAAUGAAAGAGGAAAAUGACAUAUUGGUUCAACAAAAGUGCGAAAAUACACUGCAAGACGACCCUGUAAAGAGAAGUAUUGACAAAAAACUAAGAAAUAAAGAUUAUGAGACAGCAGGUGGUUAUCGGAAAUUUCAGCGUGAUGUUGAAUUGCUUAAAGAAGGAUAUUUCAGUAAUCUCCGCGACUUCGAGGAAAAAGAGAUUUUAUGGACAUGGUAUGGGUUUAUAAAAUGUUCAAAAGAAUCGGAAGUAAGAAUAGUUGAAGCAGACGAAAACUUGGCGAAAAGGGAGAAAGAAGAAGAGCAAAGGCGAAACCAAGAAAACAUAGACAAAUUAAUGAAGGAACAACAAAAAGCACAAAAAGAAGCUCUAGCUAAGCAGAAAAAAGAUCUAGAUGAUCAUUACAAGAAGUUAGCUGAAGAUCGUGGAAAACAAAUUAAAGUAGACCAAGCUAAAUAUGAAGCCUUUUUGAUUGAAAGGUUUGAAAAAGAAGCAGCACAAAAAGAACUUGAACGUUUUAAAGAGGCCGAAAAAAAGAGAAAAGAGAAGUGGUUCGGUGCAAGAAUGUGGAAUGCACUUUGGAAUGAUGAAUUAAUGCUCUAAAAAUUACUGAUAAUACUUAUAUAUAUAUAUAUUAAUUCAGUAUGUGUUGUAAUUGCAUAUUGUGUACUUUUUUACAUUAAUUUAUAAUAAUUCAUAAUAAUUCCUUACACGCAAGUACAAAUACCUUUUCUGUUCUGUAUUUAUGGUAGAAAAGUGUUAAAGUUAGUAUGCCUAAUUCAAUCGAAAACAUGAAUUAGUAUCAAAUUUUGUUGCAUAUUACAAACAAAACGUUUUACUUUAUGUUAAUUGAACGAUAUAGUACAUAGUCUUCAGUUUUAAUUCGAAAAUUCGAUUUAAAAAUAGCAUGUGAUACUUUGUUAAAUCUUGUUUAUUUGCUUUGUCCUAGUCUUACGUUUUAUUGAUAGUUAUGUUUUGUACUUAUUAUCAACUUUUAUUCCAGUAAAACUAGUAAUUUUACAAUGCAAUUGUAAAAAAAUUGUAAUUAAAAUUGUAUAUGAGAAACAAGGCUACAUGUAGCACCCGUAAAAGCAUUUUAUUAUUUAGCAAAUGCCAGUGUUUAUUUUGCAUCAAAUCUAAACUUAAAUAAUAAAUAAGUGUAUGCAUUCAAUUGUAAGGAAACAUAUCCGAAUUCUAAUAAUUGUAAUAAAGCUACUGAUACAUG
This is a messenger RNA of Ruditapes philippinarum (Manila clam), 3430 nucleotides long. RefSeq names its product guanylate-binding protein 1-like. Bases 406 to 2808 code for a protein of 800 amino acids. NCBI's taxonomy places the organism in Eukaryota, Metazoa, Mollusca, Bivalvia, Venerida, Veneridae. Gene Ontology annotation, molecular function: GTPase activity; protein binding; GTP binding. The record is from RefSeq and is a predicted model, not a curated record. The transcript has 16 exons.